Messenger RNA from Numida meleagris (helmeted guineafowl), 1850 nucleotides. RefSeq names its product eukaryotic translation elongation factor 1 alpha 2 (gene EEF1A2). NCBI's taxonomy places the organism in Eukaryota, Metazoa, Chordata, Aves, Galliformes, Numididae. Gene Ontology annotation, molecular function: GTPase activity; translation elongation factor activity; GTP binding. The record is from RefSeq and is a predicted model, not a curated record. Bases 239 to 1630 code for a protein of 463 amino acids. The transcript is spliced from 8 exons. Gene Ontology annotation, biological process: translational elongation; translation.
CUCCUCCUCCCCCCGGCUCGCCUCCUCCUCCCCCGCCCGGUACCGCAUUGCCGUAGUGCGGGGGGGCCGCUGCAUUGCGCUGCCGCCGUCAAUAGGUGGGCCCCUCCCGGGGAGAUAAAGCCGCCGGAGCCCAAGCUGGCAGCCUCUGCCGCCCCGACCGCCGCUCCGCCUCUCCAUAAACGCAGCUGCCUCCCCAGUGCUCCCCCCGCCGCCCUCCCGCUGCGCGUAGCCCACCAGCAUGGGGAAGGAGAAGACGCACAUCAACAUUGUCGUCAUCGGGCAUGUGGACUCUGGGAAAUCCACCACCACCGGGCACCUCAUCUACAAAUGCGGGGGCAUUGACAAAAGGACCAUUGAGAAAUUCGAGAAGGAGGCUGCCGAGAUGGGGAAGGGGUCCUUCAAAUACGCCUGGGUGCUGGACAAGCUGAAGGCUGAGCGUGAGCGUGGCAUCACCAUUGACAUCUCACUGUGGAAGUUCGAGACCACUAAGUACUACAUCACCAUCAUUGAUGCGCCCGGCCACAGGGACUUCAUCAAGAACAUGAUCACUGGCACAUCCCAGGCCGACUGCGCUGUACUGAUUGUUGCUGCUGGUGUCGGUGAAUUUGAAGCCGGAAUCUCCAAGAAUGGGCAGACCCGUGAGCACGCCCUGCUGGCUUACACCCUGGGCGUGAAGCAGCUCAUCGUGGGCAUCAACAAGAUGGACUCCACAGAGCCUGCAUACAGCGAGAAGCGCUACGAUGAGAUCGUCAAGGAGGUCAGCGCCUACAUCAAGAAGAUCGGCUACAACCCAGCCACGGUUCCUUUCGUGCCCAUCUCAGGCUGGCACGGGGACAACAUGCUGGAGCCAUCCCCCAAUAUGCCCUGGUUCAAAGGCUGGAAGGUGGAGCGCAAGGAAGGCAACGCAAGUGGGGUGUCCCUCCUGGAGGCCCUGGACACCAUCCUGCCCCCAACCCGCCCCACAGACAAACCCCUGCGCCUGCCCCUCCAGGAUGUCUACAAGAUUGGAGGGAUCGGCACAGUUCCCGUGGGCCGAGUGGAGACUGGCAUCCUGCGACCCGGCAUGGUGGUCACCUUUGCGCCUGUGAACAUCACCACUGAGGUGAAGUCUGUGGAGAUGCACCAUGAGGCGCUGAGCGAGGCCCUGCCUGGGGACAACGUUGGCUUCAACGUGAAGAACGUCUCCGUCAAGGACAUCCGCCGUGGGAACGUCUGCGGGGACAGCAAGUCAGACCCGCCGCAGGAGGCAGCACAGUUCACGUCUCAGGUGAUCAUCCUGAACCACCCCGGGCAGAUCAGCGCUGGCUACUCACCUGUCAUCGACUGCCACACCGCACACAUUGCCUGCAAGUUCGCCGAGCUGAAGGAGAAGAUCGACAGGCGCUCUGGCAAGAAGCUGGAGGACAACCCCAAAUCCCUGAAAUCGGGUGAUGCAGCCAUCGUGGAGAUGAUUCCUGGCAAGCCGAUGUGUGUGGAGAGCUUCUCCCAGUACCCACCCCUUGGCCGCUUCGCUGUCCGUGACAUGCGGCAGACCGUGGCCGUGGGCGUCAUCAAGAACGUGGAGAAGAAGAGCGGCGGGGCCGGCAAAGUCACCAAGUCUGCCCAGAAGGCCCAGAAGGCUGGCAAAUGAAUCGUGGGCUCCCAGUGCGUAGCGCAGAAACCAUCCCUGACACCAGGACGCUGCCACCGUCUCCCCCCGGCGCAUGUGUGCACAUCAGCUUGUAAGAGUUUAUAUGUCAACGACUGGAUGCUCACCAUUAAGGUCCAGUGGAAAUUCUUUAAAAGGAAAAGCAUGUUCCAGCGUUUGUGAGGCUUCAUGUUAAUUUUACCAAUAAAACUGGUACAACAUC